Oppiella nova is the source of this 1566-nucleotide messenger RNA. NCBI's taxonomy places the organism in Eukaryota, Metazoa, Arthropoda, Arachnida, Sarcoptiformes, Oppiidae. The record is from the annotation of a GenBank genome assembly.
AUGAGUACAAAUACGAUUACGAUAGCUACAGCUCAUAAAGUAGACUUUGGUUUGGGAGGCAUAUCCCUGACGGACGAGCGCUCGGAUGCUGUAUACUUCUCUCAGUCCCAUAUCAUAACUGGCGUCACAUUUCUGACCCGCAAACCAAAGCCUAGACUCAUAUUAACCCUAAUCAUCAAACCGUUUGAUGACUACGUUUGGACGUGGAUUGCAGUUUCAUUUAUAGCCAUAAUUGGCACCAUUUAUGUAUUCAAAUACAUAGACAUUGACCUCAAAUUCAAUUCAUCUGCUAUUAAGUGGGCGGUAGUGAGCGCUGCCCUCCGGCAACAGUGCGAUGUUUGGGCGGUAGUGAGCGCUGCCCUCCGGCAACAGUGCGAUGUUGUCAUACCGUAUAAACUGAGACCAGUGUUGGUGUGUUGGCUGUUGGCAUGUCUUGUGCUCACAUCCAGUUAUAGCGGAUGUCUGUUCUCAUUGAUGGCAUUCCCCACAAGAUAUAAGACAAUUAAUACGGUGGAAGAGUUGGCCGACGCCCAGACCCACAAUAGGAUACAAGUUAUGGCCACAGACAGCGGGGCUUACUAUGUGAUGAUUAAAAAAUCCAAUACCGGUGUUGGGAAGCAGUUAUCGAUCGGUUUGAGAGGUGUUUUCAAUACGAUUGCCGGUAUGAAUGAGAUGAGGGAAAGUACUGAGGAAUUGGCGUUUAUAUCGUUUCGCGAGGCACUGGUAUAUCGCAUGUAUGAGUACGGCUCGGUAUUCAAAGUAAACGGAGGGUUAUGGCUACUCAGGUGUGAUAAGUACCUAGACAAUUGUCAACGAAUAUCUAUAGUGAAAAAGGCGGGACUCAUAGACUUCUGGAGGGCUAAUGAAAUGAGAAAAAUAUCGGUUGACUUCAAUACUACUUAUAAGUCGUUGACGAGUAUAGCAACAGCCGAAAUACCUCCGUUUGUAUAUUUACGAAGAGUAAAUGAUACAAAUACCUGGCUCAUGUACAGAGGCAUUGAGUUUGAAAUGCUUAAUCUGAUGAGAGUGUACCUCAACUUUUCCAUCAAAUUUCUGAAAUGUGAUAAUUUAGGUGUCAAACAGACCAACAACACAUGGACUGAACUUUUUGGACUUAUUUCUAAAGGGGAGGCAGACCUGGGGGUGUCUGGUAUAAGCAUAACAGAGCAGCGCCGGGAAGUCUCCGAUGGAUGUCUAUACUCGUUGAUGUCUUUCCCUACAAGAAUCAAAACCAUUAAUACAGUGGAAGAGUUGGCUGAAGAACAGAUUGCCCACAGAAUUAGAGUUAUGGCCACUGAAAGUGAUGCAUACUAUGACAUGAUCAGGAACUCUAAGACAGGUUUAGGACAGUAUUUGGCCAAUGAUUUGAUUGCGUCGCUUUGGCUACCGUUUCGACAGCUACGCCAAGAUAUUCUGGCCAUUCCUAUGCGUAAGGACUUUCAGCACAAGGAUGUGGUCAACGAUUUCAUAGGAGCCGUUAAAAAGUCUGGUUUUAUAGACUAUUGGAGGGCCGCUGAGAUGAGACGGGUGUCCAAUGAUUUCAAUGCUAUUAAUAAAAAUUACUGA